Messenger RNA from Phoenix dactylifera (date palm), 2178 nucleotides. Its product is annotated as cyclase-associated protein 1. The record is from RefSeq and is a predicted model, not a curated record. Lineage: Eukaryota; Viridiplantae; Streptophyta; Magnoliopsida; Arecales; Arecaceae. Gene Ontology annotation, cellular component: cytoplasm. Gene Ontology annotation, biological process: actin filament organization; cytoskeleton organization. Gene Ontology annotation, molecular function: actin binding; adenylate cyclase binding.
ACACAAAAGUAGGAUAAAGUUCAUGGGAUAUCAUAGAGCCGCCUGGACGGUGCUCCUUUCUAUUUUCGGCAAGUGAAUCGCCGAGCCAUACGCAUCCCGCCUCCUCAUCAUGAAUUAAAGCGAAACCAGAGCCUCCUCAUCCCAUCCCAACCCCCCGCGCGGCCUGUCUUUUAACCCUACCAAUGGAGAAGGAGCUCGUGGAGAGGCUGGAGGCCGCGGUGGCGCGCCUGGAGGUACACGCCGCCGCCGGAUCCCGCUCCUCCGUCCCGUCGAUCGAUCUCGACGGCGCGGCGUUCCUCGAUCCGGCGAUCUCGGCGUUCGACGACCUGAUGUCCGGAUCCCUGGCCCGUGUCUCCGCCGCCGCGGGGAAGAUCGGCGGGAAGGUCCUUGAAGCGACGAAGAUAGUGGAGGAGGCGUUCGCGGUUCAGAAGGACCUCCUCGUCAAGGCCAAGCAAUGCGAGAAACCGGACAUUAUGGGCUUACAAGAGUUUCUGAAACCGCUGAAUGAACUGAUCCUCAAAGCAAGUGCUUUGACUGAAGGAAGGCGAUCUGAUUAUUUUGACCAUUUGAAGGCAGCUGCUGACAGUCUUACUGCUCUGGCAUGGAUUGCUUACUUAGGAAAAGAUUGCGGCACGAGUCUUCCAAUUGCAUAUGUUGAAGAAAGCUGGCAGAUGACCGAAUUCUACAACAACAAGGUCCUUGUGGAGUACAGAAAUAAAGACCCAGACCAUGUAGAAUGGGCAAAAGCGCUGAAGGAGCUUUAUCUGCCUGGAUUACGGGACUAUGUUAAGGUUUUUUAUCCUUUGGGCCCUGUUUGGGGUCCUGCAGGAAGUGCUGCACCUUCAUCUGCUCCUUCCACUUCAAAAGCUCCCCUGGCAAAGGCCCCUGCCCCUCCACCUCCUCCCUCAACAUCUCUUUUCAGUUCCGAGAAUGAACCAUUGCAACCUAAACAAGGGAUGUCAGCUGUUUUUCAGGAGAUCAAGUCUGGCAAGACUAUGACUGCAGGUUUGAGGAAGGUUACUGAUGACAUGAAGACCAAGAAUCGAACUGAUAGAACUGUUGAUGUCGGUACAACUGAAAAAGAUUCUCGUGCCAGUUCCUUUUCCUUUUCUAAAACAGGACCCCCAAAAUUGGAGCUUCAAAUGGGUCGCAAAUGGGCAAUUGAAAAUCAGAUUGGAAGGAAGGACUUGGUAAUUGUUGACUGUGAUUCAAAGCAGUCUGUGUAUUUAUUUGGGUGCAAGGAUUCUGUUUUACAAGUCAAAGGAAAAAUGAACAAUAUAACUGUUGAUAAGUGCACUAAAAUGGGAAUUGUGUUUACGGAUGUGGUAGCAGCUUGUGAGAUUGUGAACUGCAAUGGUGUUGAGGUGCAAUGUCAGGGUUCAGCAUCAACAAUAUCAAUAGACAACACAUCAGGCUGCCAGUUGUACCUAAGCAAAGAUUCAUUGGAGGCUUCUAUAACAACAGCUAAAUCAAGUGAAAUUAAUGUAAUGAUUCCUGGUGCAGGCCCUGAUGAUGACUGGGGUUUGGGUUGUAUUUUUCGUGCGAAAGAAGGAUUAUCUUCUUUUGCGGCAUCAUCCAUUGGAUCGCACCCCACACAGAUCUCAAAGGAUUCCGAGCACCCUCAUUCAUCAGGAUGCAUGGAUCUCGAACUGAUGAUUGCGCAAUCCAUCGGCGGAUUUGCACGAAGGAAGGCGGAGCAUGCAUUGCCACAGCAGUAUGUCCACGCUUUCAAGGAUGGCCAGUUCACUACAUCUCCGGUCUCUCACUCUGCUGGGUAACUGUGCUUAUUACCAACAUUACCCCUUUAUAUAUGUCUCAUAGCAUUAUUACAUGGAGGAGAGAAAUAAGACCAAGAGUCUUCUUAAUGGGUUUUGCAAGUCUGCAUUUCAGUUAAUUCUGCAGCUAAGCAGCCCUUUUUUUAUUCCCUCUUCUUUUCUGUGGAUCUGUUAUUUUUGCCGUUUUGUGAUUUAUUUGGUUUGAAGAGAUGCAGAGCUUCUCUUUUGUUGGUGUUCAGCUAUUAAUUUGAUCAAUGAGUUUUCUUCGUGGAUUUUUAAUCUACAUUUUUGCAAUGGAUUUUGCAUAUUAUUAUCCCUGCUGUACUGCACAACAUUCUCUCAUGCAAAGCUCCUGCUUAUCUAUGUUUAUACUGUUAUAUAAUGAAAGCUCCCCAGUUCUAUA